UCCCAGUACAGUAGAUUCCAAGAUGGCUGCAAGCAAUUAUUAUGGAUUCACGCAUGGUGCCGGUCCUCAGUACAGCGUUCAGCCUCCACCAGCCUAUGCCCAUCCCACCACAGCCAGCUACAAUGUCCAGCCGGCCCCUGCCGUGGCCCAUGCAGUGACUGCCUCCUAUGCCCCUGCCCCUGCACAACCAGCCAGGCCCGUUGCCUCUGCCUACCCGGUGGCCUACCAGACCCACGCUACCCCCCCAGACUAUGGCUACCGGCAGCCGGACCCCACGCCCCAACCCACCACCACCCCACAGACAUACCAGCUACCAAUAUACACUGAAACAGAUAACUACAGUUACGGACGCCUGCCUGCAGCCACUAGUUAUGAGACUAAGCAAUACUACCAGACUAGUAUAGCUCCAGCCCAUCGGACACCAACAGAAGCUUACUACCAGACAGGCGUGAAGAGUGGCUACAGUCCAGUCAGCACAGUAUACAGCCAGCCGCCACCACCACAGAGGCAUGUCACAACUUUAAAGCCUCUGGCCCCUGCCAGCUCAACGUCCACCAGCUACAACAUCUACCCAGUGUCCACCAGUGUACAGCAGCCCCCCAUCUCGUCUUACACCCCCUGCUCGUCCUUCAGCUCCACAGCUGGCACCUACUCUGGUGUCAGCUACUCUACUUAUGAUUCAAGUGGCUACACUUCCACCCCCUCAUACUACCAGCCUGCCCAGCUACCUCCUCCUCAGCCCCAGCCGCCCCCCAGCAGUCCCCCGCCUCCCAAGCAGCUCACCAGCUCCUCAUGGAGCAAUGCAGGCAGCAACAUGGUGGCUGCUCCCACGGUCAACGCCUACAAGAAGCCCAUGUUCCACCAGAACAAGAUUCAGAAGCCGAAAGCACCGCCCAAGCAACCCCAGCUGCACUACUGCGAUAUCUGCAAGAUCAGCUGUGCUGGACCGCAGACGUACCGAGAGCACCUUGAGGGCCAGAAGCACAAAAAGAAGGAUGCAGCUCUGAAGUCUGGCAGCGCGGGGGGGAGCAACGGGCCCCGGGGGAUUCAGACCCAGCUACGCUGUGAACUAUGUGACAUUGCCUGCACUGGCGUAGAUGCGUACGCUGCCCAUAUCCGAGGGGCCAAGCACCAGAAGGUGGUGAAGCUCCACACCAAACUAGGCAAACCUAUACCUUCAACUGAGCCUGUUUUAGUGAACAAUGCUCCAAUUAUCUCAACGUCGACAGCUGGGAAGACAACCCCUAUCAUUGUUACAGCAACUGCUCCGGUAGCGCCACCAAAACUGGUGGUCAUAAACGCCACCAAAGCCCCAGCACCUGUGAAGAAGCCAGUCGCAUCCAAAAUAACCCUUCUUGCCAACAAGCCGGCCACCCCUGCAGUAGCCAAGGAGAAUGAAGCCAAGCAGUCAGCAAAAGCGUCAAAGAGUGAGACCACGAGUGACGAUGAGGACGGGGAUGGAGUGGGGAGGCAGGGCGACGUCCAGCCUGUAGGACAUGACUAUGUGGAGGAGGUGCGUAAUGAUGAUGGGAAGGUAAUUCGCUUCCACUGUAAACUCUGUGAAUGUAGUUUCAAUGACCCCAAUGCUAAAGACAUGCACCUGAAGGGACGCAGGCACCGGCUGCAGUACAAGAAGAAGGUGAACCCAGAGCUGCCGGUGGAGAUCAAGCCCAGUAAUCGGGCCAGGAAGCUGCAAGAGGGCAAACUGAGGAAGCAGAAGGCUGUGCUGAAGAGACAGCGGGAUGACGAGCAGCGCUGGCACUUGGAGAUGAGGUCAGAGCCAGACGGCAGCUGGCACACAGAGAUGAGCCGCUAUGAGGAGGACAUGUACUGGAGGAGGAGGGAGGAGGAGCAGUUGUACUGGGGGGAGCAGAGGCACAUGAUGGCCCCCCCUCCACUCAUGAGCCGGCCCGGCAUGCCAGUUCCCCCACUACUGCAGCCUGUGCGUCGGCCGGACUCCCCAGACGAUCGUCACAUCAUGGCCAAACACUCCACCAUCUACCCUGUGGAGGAGGAGCUGCAGGCGGUGCAGAGGAUCGUCUCCCACACUGAGAGAGCCCUCAAACUGGUGUCUGUCUCCCUGCUGGAGAAAGAGCCUCCGUCGGCUGCUCCGUCGGCUGCUCCGUCGGCUGCUCCGUCGGCUGCUCCGUCGGCUGCUCCGUCGGCUGCUCCGUCGGCUGCUCCGUCGGCUGCUCCGUCGGCUGCUCCGUCGGCUGCUCCGUCGGCUGCUCCGUCGGCUGCUCCGUCGGCUGAUGCUGGAGAGAAAGGACCGGACAACCAGGCGGCCCGUAUGCUGAAGGGGGUGAUGAGGGUGGGCAUCCUGGCCAAGGGCCUGCUGCUCCAUGGGGAUAGGAACGUGGAGCUCAUUCUGCUGGCUGCCAAGAAGCCCACCCUCUCUCUGCUGAAGGACAUUGCUGAGCAGCUUCCCAAAGAAAUGGCGCCAUUUUCUGAAGAUCAGUAUGAGGUGAAGGCUCACCCUGAGGAAGCCAACAUCGUGAUUUUUUCGAGCAAGGAGCCAAAAAUGCAGGUCACCAUCUCUCUAACCUCGCCACUGAUGAGGGAGGACCCUGCCCCUGACAAGGAGGAAAAGGCAAGAGACAAAGCGGCUGAGAAAGAUAUGCCCCAUGAAACCAUGACAACAAUGGAAGUACUGAGCUAUGUGAAGAUGAUGCCCAGGAUUAAGGGGGUGCCUGAGAAAGACCCUGCUGAUGUUCUGAACCAGAACAAGUGCCUGGAAUACCUAGCUGCUCUGAGACACGCCAAGUGGUUCCAGGCUCGUGCCAAUGGUCUUCAGUCCUGUGUGAUCAUCAUUAGAGUGUUACGGGAUCUUUGCCAGCGAGUGCCAACCUGGGGCAAGAUGCCAUCCUGGGCUAUGGAGCUGCUGGUAGAGAAGGCCAUCAGCAGUGCCACAGGGCCCCUCAGCCCAGGGGAAGCCAUGCGUAGGGUCCUGGAAUGUAUCGCUACUGGCAUCCUACUGCCAGACGGUCCUGGGCUGCUGGACCCCUGUGAGAAACACCAAACCGAUGCUCUAUGGAGCAUGACCAAACAAGCCAGGGAAGACAUUACUGCCAGUGCACAGCAUGCUCUGCGACUGCUGGCGUUCCGUCAGAUCCACAAGGUUCUGGGGAUGGACUCCCUGCCGGCGUCCAAGGCCAGCGCUCGGAACCGCAAGCGCAGAAGGGACGGGAGCGAGACUGGAGAGGGGGAGGUCAAGAAAGACAAGAAGGAGGAUACAGAAGAGGUGGAUGCUUGAUCCCUGACGGAGCAGUGUUAGCUUGGAUGGCCGUCUGGUUUUGCUUCUAAUGUUGGCAUGAUAGAGUAAAACAAACAUAUCAGCACCCAGGCUAUAGCAGGUUAGUCGUCUAUACUGGCAGAAUGUCACAUCCUUUACAUGUGUUUUUAAUUUUCAGAGUCUAUAUGAAUAUAACUGACUUAGUUGUAACAUUUAUGUCUCCACUAGAGGGAAUGGGAUAGGAAAGGUAAAGAUGAUUUACUCUUAAAAUUGUGCUGAAAAUUGGCUUUAACGUCAGACUGACUUACUGAGGUUUCUAGGAGCUAAUGACUGAUAGUCUGGUCCCAGAUCUGUAUGUGCUUCAUGACAACAAUCAUCAGAGGAGUUUGCUAAAGCACAUGCUGAGCUGGAACCAGACUAAAUGAUUGCAUCAUUCCAUUUCCAGAAUAUUUGCCCACUCAACUUCUGAAGCCCUCCCAUUUACAGUACUUGUACCAACCACUGUUCCUUACAUUGUUUUGUAUGUACUGUAAGGACUUUUCCCCCCUGCUUUUCUUAUUGAAGAGAAGAUGUAAUCAUUUACUGUACAGGCCAGUUAUAUACUGAAGACUGCAGGAGUUACUAAUUUAGGUACAUAUAUUGGGUUUAUUUUCAUCCUGCCCACAGCUGGCAGCACCCAAAUAAUCAUCACUUCAGAGCGCAGCUGCACAGGACCAGAUCGUAAUGCCCAUGGUCAAUUUGGUUUGACAUUCGAUAUCGCUAUGGGUUAGUUGGGGACCAUCAGUGAAUUACACAAUGUACAUGGGACAACAUUUAAAAAUAUCAAUAGCUCCAAAUUUCAAUGACUUGACAUCAAACCAACUAUACAUUUUAGAAAUGAAUAUACAAAUAUUGAAAUCAUUUAAAGAGAACAGGUGUGGAACAUGAAGUUAUUGUCUCAUUUACAUUGUGUAAUUUAUUGACAGUCCCGAACUAGCUCCACAGACAGGCAAUCCAAAGUCAACCCAAUUUUGCCACAGUUGCACACCAGGUGGCUGAAGCGACUUGGUGAAAGAAGUUGGCUAACUUACUAGCAAGACUACUUUGAGACAUGGUUAGACUGUUUCAAGUUCUCUAGAAGGGUGAGUGAAUGUAACUGUACUGUUUUGGCAUAGUGAAAGUACAAAUACUUCCCAUGUUCAAACACAGACGAGUAACCCACAUCAAAGCACGCCUCCGAAACCGUUCUGUCGCAUUUCCUAAUGAGACUUGAAACCAAGUUCAGCCCCCCUUUAAAGACUGAUGUUAGUACAUUAAAGUAAGUUUUAAAAAUGUACAGUUCAUUGUGCCAAAAUUGCAGGCAAUGACAAAUAAAAUGCUAAAGCUGUAAAGAAACACUCUGAAGACAGUGCUUUGAAAAGCACUCUCUCUGUGUAGUCUAAAGAUGUCUAUAAAUUUGUCAGACACCUGGAAAAAAAUAUCUGCAUUUUUGAAGAUGAUUGAUUGCACCACAAAACGCUUUUAAAGAAAUCACAGGGUUAUAGAAUAUGUUUUGUUUAAGAGGAGUUGACAGAUAGCUCCUAUGUUGCACAGUCUGUCUAGCAUGCUAUGAGAAUAAAGCUCUUAAGAAAUUAGUUAUUAUAUGCAGCCAUAUUCUUUGCAUUUAAAAAUCUGUCUUUUGUGGAGUGUGUUUGGAGAUUUCAUAUUAAUUGAUUGGAUUUACAUAGCGCUUUACAUAUAGCUGUAGUUUGAAGUUUACAUACACCUUAGCAAAAAUUCAUUUAAACUCAGUUUUUCACAAUUCCUGACAUUUAAUCCUAGUAAUAAUUCCCUGUUAGGAUCACCACCUUAUUUUAAGAAUAUGAAAUGUCAGAAUAAUAGUAGAGAAAUUGAUUUAUUUCAGCUUUUAUUUCUUUCGUCACAUUCCCAGUGGGUCAGAAGUUUACAUACACUCAAUUAGUAUUUGGUAGCAUUGCCUUUAAAUUGUUUUUAACUUUGGUCAUAUGUUUCGGGUAGCCUUCCACAAAAUUCCCACAAUAAGUUGGGUGAAUUUUGGCCCAUUCCUCCUUACAGAACUGGUGUAACUGAGUCAGGUUUGUUAGGCCUCCUUGCUCGCACACGUUUUUUCAGUUCUGCCCACACAUUUUCUAUGGGAUUGAGGUCAGGCCUUCGUGAUGGCCACUCCAAUACCUUGACUUUGUUGUCCUUAAGCCAUUUUGCCAAAACUUUGGAAGUAUGCUUGGGGUCAUUGUCCAUUUGGAAGACCCAUUUGCGACCAAGUUAUAACUUCCUGACUGAUGUUGCUUCGAUAUAUUCACAUAAUUGUCCUGCCUCAUGAUGCCAUCUAUUUUGUGAAGUGCACCAAUCCCUCUCAAUCCCACCAAUCCCUCUUGUAGCAAAGCACCCUCACAACGUGAUGCUGCCACCCCCGUGCUUCACGGUUGGAAUGGUGUUCUUCGGCUUGCAAGCGUACCCUUUUUCCUCCAAACAUAACGAUCAUUAUGGCCAAACAAUUCUAUUUUUGUUUCAUCAGACCAGAGGGCAUUUCUCCAAAAAGUACGAUCUUAGUCCCUAUGUGCUGUUGCAAACCGUAGUCUGGCUUUUUUUUUAUUGCGGUUUUGGAGCAGUGGCUUCUUCCUUGCUGAGUGUCCUUUCAGGUUAUGUCGAUAUAGGACUUGUUUAACUGUGGAUAUAGAUAAUUUUGUACCUGUUUCCUCCAGCAUCUUCACAAGGUCCUUUGCUGCUGUUCUCGGAUUGAUUUGAACUUUUCGCACCAAAGUACGUUCAUCUCUAGGAGACCGAAUGCGUCUCCUUCCUGAGUCGUGUGACGGCUGCGUGGUCCCAUGGUAUUUAUACUUGGGUACUAUUGUUUGUACAGAUGAACGUGGUACAGGCCUUUUGGAAAUUGUUCCCAAGGAUGAACCAGACUUGUGGAGUUCUACAAUUUUUUUAUCUGAGGUCUUGGCUGAUUUUGUUUUGAUUUUCCCAUGUCGUCAAGCAAAGAGGCACUGCGUUUGAAGGUAGGCCUUGAAAUACAUCCACAGGUACACCUCCAAUUGACUCAAAUUAUGUAAAUUAGCCAAUCAGAAGCUUCUAAAGCCAUGCCAUAAUUUUAUGGAAUUUUCCAAGCUGUUUUAAAGGCACAGUCAAUUUAGUGUAUGUACACUUCUGACCCACUGGAAUACUGAUACAGUGAAUUAUAAGUGAAAUAAUAUGUCUGUAAACAAUUGUAAAAAUUACUUGUCAUGCACAAAGUAGAUGUCCUAACUGACUUGCUAAAACUAUAGUUUGGUCACAUGAAAUUUGUGGAGUGAUUGAAAAACGAGUUUUAAUGACUCCAACCUAAGUGUAUGUUAACUUCUGACUUCAACUGUAGUUAGGGGGAAGCUCACCUUAUCCACAACCAAUGUGUGACACCCACUUGGGUGAUGCACAGUAACCGAUUUGGGCCAGAAUGCUCACCACACAUCAGGUGGAGAGGCGAGGAGGAGUGAUAUGGACUGACAGUUCUAAAAGGGGAACAUUGUAAUAAAUCAAUACUGUAUCAUGCAAUAUUUUGAACAUCUUAUCAUUGUGAUGAAAAAUGCAGAUAUAUUUGAAUUAAGGUUUUUGUAAAAAAAACAACGCUUUUGAUGUUUUUAUUUUCAAAGAGCAUCUUCACUAGCCAUUUUAAUUAAUUUUUUUGGCUUUGGAUCAUGUUGCAAUCAACUUUGUUUUGUUAAAAGGUGAGUUAACGUUGCUGUAAUAUUAUUUGAACGUCUUUGUAGUGCUGCCUAAAACCAAUGAUGAAUAUUAAAGACAACUCAUGUAUACUU
Molecule: messenger RNA, 7026 nt
Organism: Oncorhynchus masou masou (cherry salmon)
Lineage: Eukaryota; Metazoa; Chordata; Actinopteri; Salmoniformes; Salmonidae
Product: zinc finger RNA-binding protein-like
Cellular component (GO): precatalytic spliceosome
Molecular function (GO): zinc ion binding; double-stranded RNA binding; single-stranded RNA binding
Source: RefSeq, a predicted model, not a curated record